AUGUCCGCCCCACGCAUCGAAGAAGUCUCCGACGACGACGUCUCAGACCCCGAAGAAAUGGACCCUUCAGCUUUCGACUUCGCCCGCCCACAAGGAAACCUAGGCCAACCCCCCGCCUCCUCCUCCUCUUCCUCCGCAGCAGCAGCCUCCCAAAUCGACCCCGCCACCCUCCAACAACUCCUUCAAUCCCAAAAUGCGCCCCCACGACCCCAGCAACCCCAAUCCGGCGUCCAAAACGACCGCUACGCCGCCCAACAGCGCGAACGCUCGAAGAGCUGGCAGUGUCUUUACCCGAUCUACUUUGACGCCUCACGCUCUCGGCAGGAUGGCAGGAGAGUGAGGAAGGAGGAAGGGGUGGAGAAUCCGCUGGCGAGGGAUAUGGUGGACGCGCUGCAGUGGCUGCAGCAGGAGAGGGGGUUUGAGUGUGAGGUUGUUUUUGAGCCGGCGAGCACGCAUCCGAGGGAUUGGGGGAAUCCGGGGAGGGUGAGGUGUUUGGUUCAGAAGGGGGGUGGGGAGGUGGGGAAACACCAACUCCUCCACGAAAUCUCCACCUACCUCCGCGCCCACCCCACCAACGAUGACUCGCCGCUGCGUUUACAGCUCCAAGGUCUGCCGCCGCCUAAAGACGGCAAAGCGCCCAAACCAGCUGUUCCGAGGGGGUUCAAGAUGGGCAGUAUACUACCGCUGCACUCGCCGGCGUUGAGCGGUGGUGGGAUCAGUCAGAAUUUCUUGAAGGACAUGAUGGCGGAGUUUGGGGGCCAGUUGCCGCCCGGUAUGGAAGGGUUGCAGGGGAUGGCGAAUAUGGGUGCCGGGGGUGGGAUGGGGGCGAAGGGGGGAAAGCCUAAGAUGGUUAGGGUGAGGAAAUGA
This is a messenger RNA of Saxophila tyrrhenica, 867 nucleotides long. It is a transcript of the gene SEC65, whose product is annotated as signal recognition particle subunit. The coding region runs from base 1 to 867 and encodes 288 amino acids. The record is from RefSeq and is a predicted model, not a curated record. Lineage: Eukaryota; Fungi; Ascomycota; Dothideomycetes; Mycosphaerellales; Extremaceae. Gene Ontology annotation, cellular component: signal recognition particle, endoplasmic reticulum targeting. The transcript is spliced from 2 exons. Gene Ontology annotation, biological process: SRP-dependent cotranslational protein targeting to membrane; SRP-dependent cotranslational protein targeting to membrane, signal sequence recognition. Gene Ontology annotation, molecular function: 7S RNA binding.